GUUUACCUGGAAUUGGAAUACAAGGAGAAAAGGGUGUUCAGGGACCGGUGGGGCCACCAGGAAUGAGAGGUUCACCAGGAGAAGGACUUAUGGGACCCAAGGGAGAUCAAGGUUUACCAGGGGAAUCUGGAGUACCUGGAGAGAGAGGUGUUGGAGAAUCUGGGGCAAAGGGUGAGCCAGGAGCUUCUGGAUUGGCUGGUUUGCCUGGGUUACCAGGUGAAGAUGGUGCACCAGGACAAAAGGGUGAGCCAGGUCUUCCAGGCCUCAGGGGCCCCGAUGGAUCUCCUGGAGUUGGCAUACAAGGUGAAAAGGUGAGUGCCAAG
Staurois parvus is the source of this 323-nucleotide messenger RNA. NCBI's taxonomy places the organism in Eukaryota, Metazoa, Chordata, Amphibia, Anura, Ranidae. The record is from the annotation of a GenBank genome assembly.